CUGUCUGAAGAACUGAAGAAGGUUGCAGGGAAGAUGUUGGACUUGAGCUUCCUGACUGAGGAGGAGUAUGAAAAGCUGAUGAAGGUUCUGCAGAGAGAUGCAGAGCUGAAGAAGAAAGAUGGGGAUCGCAUCAGGCGGAUACAAGGCUCCAUCAAGGAUGAAAAGAAGAAGAAGUUUGUGACAGGUGAAUGGUUUUCUGAAGUGAAGGCAAAGCGAUUUCAGGAAGACUUAGAGGGGCCGGAUCUACUUCGGGCAUCGAUUAGAAGGAAAAAAGGCAAACUAGAAAAUGAGGCCAACGAGCACAUCCGAACGGGUCUGGGAAGCAGAGCUGCCCCGAGUCCUCCCUUCCCUGAGCACGCUGCUGGCGCGGGAGAGGAGAGAUCCAGCACAUCUGCUCUUGAUACCACAGAGGAGCGUAAAAUCUUGCCAAAACUGAAGCCAAGACUUCCUGCCCCGCUGUCUGCGUCACACAAGAGAUCCAGUAUACAUGAUGUCUCUUCUUCAGAGAGUGACACUGGAACAAGUCCAUUUGUGGCUGCAACAAACAGCUUGCAUUUGUCUAGAAAAGGUCACGGAGCAUCUCCACUGCCCCCCAAGCUUUCAGAGGAUGCUGUGCCUCAGCCCAGCAGUACAGCUGGAGGAGAAGCUGUUCAUGGAGCCACUGGCACCACAGUGGGGCCAAAAACUCCACCCGAAGAUAAUUAUGCACCCAGCAAGUUACCAGUUAAGAGGAAACCAAGCAGAACUUUCCCCAGAUCCGAGCAGUUUGUGAAUCACAUGGGGCUGGCAGAGAACAGCCUUGCAAAGAGGGAGCUGCUGGUGAGCCCCAAGCCUCUGACCGCAGAGGGAGAAAGCAGUCAGGCUGUGAAGCAAGGUGUGAACUAUACCAUCUCAUCGAUGAGCCACAAAGAGGAGGAUAUCGGCCUCAAUCGUGAACACUUCAAAAACUUGAAGAACUUCUGGGAGAAGGGCGCAGACUCUGCGACAGUGAGAAAUGUGCUGGAGGACCCAAGCUGGGCGGAGGCAGAGGGUCGGCAGUUCAAGCUGUGCCGCUCGCUCUCUGUGCAGUCUGGACAAGGCCAGAACAGUGAAGAAAAACCUGGUGUCCUCACCAAAACAAGAACCCCUUACAAAAGGACAAUAACCUUGUCUUCCAGCGAGGAAGAACCAAGCUACGUAGCCCCUGUGAGGAAGGGCUCACUUUCUGUCGUUCCUCGAUCCACAUAUGCUAAGAGCAAAGGCAGCCUGGCUACAAGAAAUAACUCACUGAGUGAAAGCAACGGGAAGCUGCCGGUGCCUGAGGAAGAGAAGGCAGCACAGCGCUGCUCCAAGAAAUCCAGAUUGCCUGUGCGAGCGCCUUCCGUCAAAAUCGAGUCGCCUACCGAAGAAGUGUCUGGCAGCACGUUUGAGCCAGAGACGCCUACAGACAGGUUUAUCGUGGCAGGAGAGCGCAAGUACACAGCGACUUCCCUGGCAAGCAGGGUGCAGAUACUGAUCGAGCCUGUGCUUACAGAUGGUGAAAACGAUGAUGAGAAAGAGGAAAGAUCUGAUUUGGGCACUCAUGACAACAUGGAAAUAAACGGAGAGCUACCUGCGGAAAAAACGUGUGAGUCUUCAGACAAGCCAACACCCGGUGAACCAGCCAGAGAGAGAGAAGUCGUUCAGGGAAUGGACUCAGCUGUUUACUCAGAGGAAGAUGGGGAUCAUUCUCCCGCCGCUCAGGCAUUGGCCCGAGCAAAUAGCAUUAAUCUUGCAAAGAGCAUGGUGAACAUUUACACAACCACAGAGACGUACAAUAAACCUCAUUUGAUACCCCAUCAGUUUCUUGAACCUGAAAGAGUCAAAGAGCUGAGCAGAUCGUCUCCUCUCCUGUUGUCUGAGACUGAAUCAGACACAGCUUCAGAAAUCAGCUUCCAGUUUAACAAGCACAAAAAGACGCCUAGCAUUGGCAGCCACUCGUCCGACAUGGCAUCUGUCUCCUCGGUGAGUGGUAGUGUGCUCAGUGUCUACAGUGGCGAUUUUGGGAGUGUGGAUGCCCAAGGUACCGUGGAGUUUGCUCUAGACUAUGAUGAGAAGAACCGGGAGUUCCAGGUUCAUGUGUCCCAGUGCAAGGACUUGGCUAUUGUGGAUGAGAAGAAAGGCAGAUCUGACCCGUAUGUUAAAACUUACCUGCUUCCCGACAAAGCUAGAAUGGGUAAGAGGAAAACUUCAGUGAAGAAGAGGACAGUGAAUCCCAUUUACAAUGAGGUGUUACGGUAUAAAAUAGAGAAAAUGGUAUUGCUGAUCCAAAAAUUAAAUCUCUCUGUUUGGCACAAUGAUCCGCUGGGACGUAACAGUUUCUUAGGAGAGAUCGAAAUAGACUUGGCCAGCUGGGACUGGAGCAACAGGAAACUCAACUGGUACCCACUGAAGCCCCGAAGCCUUUCUGCUGUUAACGGUGUGGAUCAUCGAGGAGUGAUGAGUUUGUCUAUUAAGUAUGUCCCUCCGGGAAGCCUAGGUCCCAAGAAUCCUCCCUCUGGCGAAGUUCACAUUUGGGUCAAAGACGUCAAGGACCUGCUGCAGUUGCGUCCUUCUGGAGUUGACUCAUUUGUGAAAUGCUAUGUGCUUCCAGACACCAGUAAGAAGAGUUACCAGAAGACCAGAGUCAUAAAACGAGACACAAACCCUGUUUUCAAUCACACCAUUGUGUACGAUGGCUUUCAUACCGAGGAUCUAAAGGAUGCUUGUGUUGAACUGACUGUGUGGGAUCAUGAAAAGCUUACCAACCAUUUCCUUGGAGGAAUCAGGCUAGGCCUUGGGACAGGUUUGAGUUAUGGGAUCUCUGUGGACUGGAUGGAUUCCACACAAGAGGAGGUGGCUUUUUGGCAGGAGAUGAUGUCGGCUGCCAAUGAAUGGAUUGAAGGAUUGCUGCCGCUGCGCUCACUGGCAGGGAGGAAAAAACUGAAAUAACCUACUGUUUGUGCCAUUGAAAGGCUGAAUGUGUCCAUUAGAAUUAGGAAACUUCCUGCACCAAGGUGAUGGAGACCAUCCACAGGGCUGGCAAGUGUCAGGGUAAUAAGGCAACUGACGGACAGCACUUUGGAGGUGGUAAAUGUUAAGUACUAAUUCCCUAACAGAGGACAUGGAAGAUCCCAAACUGAUGCUAUAUUUGAUUUUGACUAAGAAGAAACUUCAUUUGCCUUUUUAUUUAAUCAUUUAUAUUCAGUAUCCUUGAAUUCCAUUAAGUUCUGGGAACGCUGACAGAAGGAAAAGGAGAUAUUUUUAUUUUUUUUACUGUUUCUUGUGCCAUUUUUUUUUUCUGUGCAGAGAUGUAGUUGUACUAAAGCAGCAGCAUGGUAUUAUUCAUAUUCCCCUGCAAGUGGUACACUUUGUACUUGAUGUAGAAUUGCUCCAAGUCACCGGCAGCACAGUCCCAGAAUGAGAGCUUUACAUUUGUCACUGGUGAUAACACAUCUCUAACAUAAGGAAAAUGGAGAUCCAAGGCAAGUCUAAAGAAAGACAGGAGUAUUUGAAGCAGAAAAUGAAGCAACCUGAGGAGGAUAACAAUGAGGAAUUCAAUGUAUUAAUUUCUUUCUGCUUUAAGGUGAAAGAGAGAAGUGAUGGUCCUACAGCUAGUGAGAUUUUGCAACCAGGGGCUGUUUUCCUAGCUUUCCCACAGGCUUCCUCAGUGACCUCAGGCAAGUUUCUCUGUGAAAGGGCAGUUUCAGUGCAAUAUAAACUAAAGUGCUUGCCCAAAUGUAAGAUAUGGUUACCUUGCUAACGAGCCGAAUCGCACCUUUGAAAUGCCUUGCGUGCAAAACACUUCAAUAUGAAAUAAUGACAUAGGAAACAGUCUCACGUUAGCCUGGCACCGCGGGUCAGGAAAGAAAGGUCAAAAUCAGACUGGAGCACAGGAGAUGUUGGGAGCCGGUGGGAGAGUAAGUAGGGAGUGAAGGAAUGUGAAGGGUAGCUGCAGAGCUCCAGCUGCCUGGGGUGGUCUCCUGCCUCUGCAUAUCCUGCUGCCCUUCUAGUCUUCCUCUCACCAGAGGCCUCUCAGCAAGUUGUCCGUGGCCGGCAUUUCCUUUUUGCCAGUAGCUUGCAACAACUUUGCAUCUGGCACAUUCACCGUGGCAGAGUGGCAUUGUGAAUGUAUUUUGAAAUGCAGCUUUGUAGUUUCUAUUUUGGAUGUAUAUAUUGUGAUUAAAUAGAAUGUUUUUCUUUCCUCAUCAA
Messenger RNA from Falco peregrinus (peregrine falcon), 4209 nucleotides. RefSeq names its product synaptotagmin-like protein 2. Gene Ontology annotation, cellular component: exocytic vesicle; plasma membrane. The coding region runs from base 34 to 2949 and encodes 971 amino acids. The record is from RefSeq and is a predicted model, not a curated record. The transcript has 16 exons. Gene Ontology annotation, biological process: intracellular protein transport; exocytosis. NCBI's taxonomy places the organism in Eukaryota, Metazoa, Chordata, Aves, Falconiformes, Falconidae. Gene Ontology annotation, molecular function: small GTPase binding; neurexin family protein binding.